This is a messenger RNA of Salvia miltiorrhiza (redroot sage), 309 nucleotides long. RefSeq lists its product as uncharacterized. The coding region runs from base 1 to 309 and encodes 102 amino acids. The transcript is spliced from 2 exons. The record is from RefSeq and is a predicted model, not a curated record. Gene Ontology annotation, molecular function: zinc ion binding. Lineage: Eukaryota; Viridiplantae; Streptophyta; Magnoliopsida; Lamiales; Lamiaceae.
AUGAGUUUCAAUUCCGGCUCAGCAUCUGGGUCGAGCUCGUGGCGUAGUCGCCGGCAGUUUGAGGGUUCAGACAAUCCAAAGUUUUGUACUUGCGAAUUUGAAGGUAAAAGGUUGAAGGCUUCGAUAAUGACCUCAUGGACGGAGGAGAAUCCGGGUCGGAGAUUCUAUAGAUGUAGGAAUUGGAAGUCGAAGAAUUGUGGCUAUUUUGAUUGGAUUGACGAACCGAUAACUGAAAGAGCUAAGGAGGUUAUCAAUCACUUGAAGAAUGAGAAUGUGAAGUUGAUGAAGACCAAGAAUGAAAGCUCCUAA